AGUGGGGAGAUGAAAAAUUGAAAACAUGGAGAAAAAGCAAAAAACAAAAAAUAUGCCAGUAAAAAGAUUGAGAGAGAGAGAGAGAGAGAGAAAAAUUAGUAAGAGUUGGGCACAUUCAACCAAUCCAAAACGAGCAUGUCGUCUACCUUCUUCUUACUGAGAGGUCAGAGUUCCACGCACUCUCUCUCUAGCAAUCGGGAUCUCUCCGCUUUUUGACACGAAUUUACCAACAAAACAAACAGUGCCUUAUUUCAUCUCCCUGCGCUCUGCACUCCAUGUUAGACUUAUUAGGGUUUUCUUUCUCCCACCUCAUGUUCCGCAAUCAUUGAUUCUCUUCUCUUCUCUUCCUUCGAUUCGAUUUGUUCUCGCUAUGGAGCAACCGCUUCAACCGCAGCCGGAGACCGCCGCGGUCGGCGCUAGGGAUUUGGAGCAGUCGCGGCUGGUCGGAGUUCCCGUGGCGGAGAGAGCGGGAAACAGUUGCGCAGCGAAUUUGCAGGUGACCGUCGUGGACGGUGGUGCCGUUUUUAAACGGAAGCGCGGUCGGCCGGCCAAGGGAGCGCCGAAAGUGGCGCCUCCUGUGAGGCAACAGCAGGACGAGGAGGACGUUUGUUUUAUUUGCUUCGACGGUGGCAGCCUCGUUCUCUGUGAUCGCCGGGGAUGUCCAAAAGCGUAUCAUCUCGCGUGUAUUAAGCGAGACGAAGAGUUUUUUCGAUCAAAGGCCAAGUGGAAUUGCGGUUGGCAUAUAUGUAGCGUUUGUCAGAAGUCGUCACAUUAUAUGUGCUAUACUUGCCCGUACUCUUUGUGUAAGGGAUGCACAAAAGAUGCUGAUUUUGUUUGUGUCAGAGAGAAUAAAGGUUUGUGCGGAAUAUGCAUGAGGACUAUAAUGAUGAUUGAGAACAUAGCCCAGGGAAAUAAGGAAAAGUGUGAAGUGGAUUUUGAUGACAAAAGCAGCUGGGAGUAUCUUUUCAAGGUGUAUUGGAUGUAUUUGAAAGGGAAGCUAUCUUUAACAUUUGAUGAGCUCCUUCAAGCUAAAAAUCCAUGGAAAGGUGCUGCUCCUAUGAGUUAUAAGAUUCAAAGUCCCCAUGAACUUUAUCAUCUUAGAGAUGACAAAGGUUCUGGCUCAGAGAACUCCUGUAUAGACAUAGAAUCAAAUAAUUUGAAGAACAAGAAGCCCAAGAGACAGCCAAAGCUUCUUGAUAAGGGUGAUUGCUUGGAUAGGAUAACUUCUGGUGGUGACAGUGGUGUGUCUUUGCCUGAAUGCACAAAAUGGGCAUCAAAGGAGCUUCUAGAGUUUGUUGCACAUAUGAAAAAUGGUGAUACAUCUCUCCUGUCUCAAUUUGAUGUCCAGACUCUCUUGCUGGAGUAUGCAAAUAAAAAUAAUCUCCGUGAUCCUCAACAGAAGUCACAAAUUGUUUGUGACUCUAGACUUUUAAAUUUGUUUGGAAAAACACGUGUUGGCCACAUUGAAAUGCUAAAGCUCCUUGAGCCCCACUUUCUUUUAAAAGACAAUGGCCCUGCAGAAAAUACUUUUGGAGCGGGAAUUAUUAAUGCUGUUGCUAGUGAAGGGGAGGCCAUUGACAAUUACAAUAAACAGUUGAUGUUGGUUGAUGACAAGAGAUGUAAGACACAUAAUCCAGAUGCAUAUGCUGCUAUAGAUGUUCACAACAUUAACUUGAUCUACAUGCGGCGAAGUCUGAUGGAGAAUCUAACUGAAGAUACUGAAAAGAUUCAUGAGAAGGUUGUUGGUUCAUUUGUGCGGAUAAGAAUAUCUAGCAAUGAUCAAAAACAAGAUAUGUAUAGACUUGUCCAAGUUGUAGGUACAAGCAAGGUUGCCGAACCUUACAAAAUUGGCACAAGAACAACAGAUAUUAAGCUUGAAAUUUUAAACUUAAACAGGAAGGAGGUCAUAUCCAUUGCUGAAAUUUCUAAUCAGGAGUUCUCUGAGGAUGAAUGCAAGCGGUUGCGUCAGAGUAUAAAAUAUGGGCUCUCAAAGAGAUUGACUGUGGGAGAGAUUCUAAACAAAGCAGUGACACUUCAAGCAAUUAGAGUUAAUGAUUUGCUGGAAGCUGAGAUAUUACGGCUUAAUCAUCUUCGUGAUAGAGCAAGUGAAAAGGGGCAUAGAAAAGAGCUUAAAGAAUAUGUGGAGAAGUUGCAGCUACUAAACUCUCCGGAGGAACGUCAACGCAGGCAGCAUGAAAUUCCAGAUGUACACUCCGACCCCAAUUUGGAUUCAAUGUUUGAGUCUGAUGAAGAUGAUGGAGAGUCAGAUGAAAGGAAGCAAGAUAGCAAUAUAUUUUCAAAAUAUCUUGGGUUUGAUAGAAAAGAGAGGGGUUCUAUUUUUCCAAGAAUUUCAAAUGGCGCCUCCAACGACAUGGGAGGUAAAACACAAGACUUGCCUGCUACCCGAGAACCGGUUGGGAAUACAUGCACAGUGAAGAAUAAUAUCAACUGUGAUGAUACAGCUAUUGAUGAUAGCACUAAUGCAGUUGUGAAAUCAGAAGUGUCCAGUGUUGCACCGGACAUUUCAUCACCGCUUCUCUUUACUGGGAUGCAGCAGUCACUGAAUGAUUUUUUGAAUGAUAGAUCAUGGCAUUAUCAGGAUCCAACUGGGAAGAUUCAAGGACCUUUUUCUAUGUUGCAGCUAUACAAGUGGAAUGCAAGUGGAUGUUUCCCUCCAGAUCUCCGAAUAUGGAGGGUAGGUGAGAAACAAGAUAACUCUAUACUGUUAACCGAUGCACUAAGUGGGAAGUGUUCCAAAAAUGUGUCAUUGCCAUUCAACAGCCAAUUGCUCUCUUUAGGGGUCAGUGUUACAUUGGAUAAUAAAGAUAAUAGUCAGGAUGCUGGGAAGAAUGGAAAGAAUGAAAUUUCUGCAGAUGGCCAAAUUAUAGAACAGAGCAAGGAACAAAAGCCACAGGUGGAUAAUACCUCUACCCAGUCUGAUGGCAAAGACGAACCUGUUAGGAGCAAUGGAGGGCAUGGCCAACUGCAUGUAUACCCUUCACUACUGCCAACUGCCAUUCCUGAGAAAUUGAAUGAGGAUCCUUCUGAUAAAUUAAGGAAAGGCCAUGGGAUUGUGGGAAAUUCCGAAAAUAGAAAUAAUGGCUCGAUCAGGACAUCUGAUGGGCAGAGUAAUAGUGGGCAUAGUUAUCAGAAGCAAUCAGAUAGUGAAGAGAAUUCAGGGAAAUCUUCUGGACAGACCUGGAGACACCCUAAUGUAAAUAGUUCUUCCGAUUGCUUGGUUACCAUGUCAGCUCAUGUUUCUGGUACAAAAACAUCACCGCAUAAGCUGGGAUUUGAUUUGCAUAAUCCUCCUUCCCCUCCGGCAGCAUGUAAUACAUCUUCUGGACAGACCUGGAGUCACCCUAACGUAAAUAGUUCUUCCAAUUGCUUGGUUAACACAUCAGCCCAUGUUUCUGAUACAAAAUCAUCACCGCAUAAGCUGGGAUUUGAUUUGCAUAAUCCUCCUUCCCCUCCAGCUUGUAAUACAUCUUCUGGACAGACCUGGAGACACCCUGAUAUAAAUAGUUCUUCCAAUUGCUUAGUUACCACACCAGCUCAUGUUUCAGCUACAAAAACAUCACCACAUAAGCUGGGAUUUGAUUUGCAUAAUCCUCCUUCCCCUCCAGCAUGUAAUACAUCUACAUGGCAGGCAAUCAUUGGUGAGCCCAAUGAUUUUGAUGAAUCCGUUUCAGAUCUGUUGGCAGAAGUGGAAGCAAUGGAGUCACUUGGUGGCUUGGAAUCUCCCACUUCAAUCAUGAAAUGUGGCGAGGAUUUAACUGAAGGUUCUAAAAAUGAUUGUCUCAGUUUUGUUGCAGAGCUUAGCCCAAUGCUUGAUGCGGGUAAAGGUGAUGCACUGAGCUCUACUGGUGAUUUAAACUUACCAUCUCAGCCGACAGCAGCAGAGGAACCAUUACGGCAAGCAGAUGUACAUCACCAUCAUCAUCAAAGAAUUUCUGCGGAGCAUCCUUCAAGAAGUUCUAAAGUUGAGGUGGGUACAAAGAACGGUGUUUCAGGUAAUCAAUGGGAUUCAGGCUCAGAAAAUUCACCCAUUGUUCCAUCCCCUGGAACCUUGGGCCUGGCUAUAGACACCACUUGGAGACUUGGGUUAGAGAAUACACACUUGGGAUGGAGUGGAAUAGAUCAAGGAAAUGCAAAUGUGGGUUGGGGAGUAGGACAGACGGCGGUGCAGGAAAACAGGAGUUCUAGUUCAUACACUUCUGCAGUAACUCCAGGCUUUGGGGAUAGCCAAACAAAAUAUGGCAGUGAUCGAUUUUCUGUGUCCAGAGAUCGGGGUUUUCAAGGUCAUAGUAGGGAAUCAGGUUUGAGUAGAAGCAGAAUUCCAUAUAACAGGCAACCGUCAUAUGGUGUUGGAAAUGGAGCAUCAUAUAAGCCUCUGCCCAAAGGGCAGCGAGUUUGUAAAUUUUAUGAAAGUGGGUAUUGUAAGAAGGGAGCAUCCUGUGAUUACUGGCACCCAUGAUUUUAGAUUCCAUUAGCACUGGUCACACUUGUUUUUUGUAAUCCUUAACAUAUCUGAAGUUGGCUCUUUCCAAUUGUUGUAAUUUAACCGACACUAUUAGUCAAGUGGCAUAAUUUUUUUUAUAUGAAACUACUCUUCUUUUAUC
This is a messenger RNA of Glycine soja, 4622 nucleotides long. Its product is annotated as zinc finger CCCH domain-containing protein 44-like. Lineage: Eukaryota; Viridiplantae; Streptophyta; Magnoliopsida; Fabales; Fabaceae. The record is from RefSeq and is a predicted model, not a curated record. Bases 371 to 4477 code for a protein of 1368 amino acids. The transcript has 10 exons. Gene Ontology annotation, molecular function: protein binding; DNA binding; metal ion binding.